Mycosarcoma maydis (corn smut) is the source of this 2235-nucleotide messenger RNA. RefSeq lists its product as uncharacterized. The record is from RefSeq and is a predicted model, not a curated record. NCBI's taxonomy places the organism in Eukaryota, Fungi, Basidiomycota, Ustilaginomycetes, Ustilaginales. Bases 1 to 2235 code for a protein of 744 amino acids. Gene Ontology annotation, biological process: regulation of DNA-templated transcription. The transcript has a single exon. Gene Ontology annotation, molecular function: DNA-binding transcription factor activity.
AUGCCGCCGGCGCAUCGCGGUCCCACCGGGUCGCCGAUGGAUCGAUGGACCGAUGCCUCGCCAAGUGCCAUCUCAAGUGGCUUUCAGAUCGCCAUGUCGUUGGGUCCGCAACCUUCCCUCAGUGGUCUCUCGCGCAGCAUGACCGCCGCCAGCUUUGCCAACACGGACGACGAAGAUGAAGACGACGACGACGACAACGACAACGACCCAGAAGGCGUUUCCUCUACCAAUUCUGCAGCCAAGAAGGCCAACACCAAGACUACAAAGUCCAAGAAAGCUACUGUCACCUCUGCUGCUGCCACCAAAGGCAAGGAUUCCAGGGCUGCUCAACUUAGAAAGGAGCAAAACAGAGCCGCUCAGCGAGAAUUUCGACAGCGCAAGCAACAGUACAUACGUGCUCUCGAAGCCAGGGUCGAGCUUCUCUCUUCCGAUCACGACACACAGGUCAACCGUCUUCGUUUCGCUUUGCGUCACUUGCUCGCCGAAAACAACACUCUGCGUGGCAUUGUCGGCAAUCUGGCGCAUUUCAUUGGAAAACGUAGUAUCGGUGGUUGUCUGGUCGAAUCGGGCAUGACCAUGGAAAUGCUCGAAGCAACCAUGAACUCAUCCAGCGAAAAAGUCAUGUCGGAAGCAUGGGCCAACUGGCCAGGAGCGGGAGAAUGUGAAGCGCUCAAGCAGAUUCGCAAGGAGAGCAACAUCCCUGCCGAAGGUUUGCCUGAAAGCAAGCUUGUCAACUACUUUCGAGACACAAACAGCAAAGCUGCCAACAACGCUUCUAUUUCGGACGCUGCCAACAACAGCGACAAGAAGAAGAGGACCAUGGAUGACGCUGCAUCUAAAGAUGCCAAACGAAAACGCAACACGGACGACCUACCCCCCACAGCCGCUCCGAUAUCCACUUCAAACCAGCCCGCAUCCAACUCUGCACAAAGCAGUCCCUCCACCGUGUUCAAUGUGGUGACAACCGCUCCAACCUUCACCGCCUCUCCCCACAACAUGAGCAGCAUCGACGAUCCAUCCUGGCAGCAGCAGCAACAACAGCAGCCAUCGCAAAUUCCCUAUGCCCUCCCGAACCAGUUCUGGCAGCCCGCCCAGGGCGGAUUCUCGCGUCAGGAUCCCGGCGGCGUCGAUUCCAUGUUUGCACAGACGCUCCUUGGAGGCGGAAAUGCGAAUUUCUCCAACUUGGCCUCGCUCUUUCCCGACCAAGCCGCCAUGAAUCAGAACCUCUUUUCGCAACCAGAUGCAGCUGCAGCCAGCUUCAACGGUCUUGUAUCUACCAACAGCAGCAACGGCGAUGGCGCCGUAACCAAUUCGAAUCCUGCUUCCAACUUCCUUUUCUUUGGGGCUGGCUUGCUACCAUCGACGUCCAGUUUCGCUCCAACGCCGGCAGCCGCUGAUUUGGCAACUUCAGUUGCGCCUGGUGGAGGAGCUUCCGGUGGCACCCUUGUGAUGCCAUCCAGAGCGACAGGCGGGAUUAAGACGAUCAUGCUUCCAAGCAGCAGCCGAUUACCGCCCGAGCAUGUGCGCGCUCUGCGUCGCCGAUAUGCUCGCUGUGUUGCCCAGGUGAAUCGGCUCUGGGCCAAGCGGGGUGCUACGUCGUUCCUAAAUCUGCCAAACGACUAUCAGCUGGACGAGGAAGACAUUCGAUUCAUCGAGCAGCAGGAAGCCACCAAUCCACACGUGAAACUCGCCGCCAUUCGAUUGCCAAACAACUGGGACGAAGGUGACUUUACCUCGAACGGCAAAAGCGGAGCACCUCAGGGCAGCUCCGAGGCUGAAUCUGCGUACGACAAUAACGACAAGGCGGACAAAUUUCUCCAACUCGCGUACCACAUGAACAACUACCGAAUCAACGCCCACUACAACCUUCCUCCCAGUCUCAAACCGACCUCACUGCAGCGAUCUACGCCGCACGACCCGGCGAUCGACGGUAUGCCGUGGCCGUCGAUCCGUGACAAGAUGAUUCAAAUGCCACAGCUCGAGCCGCACAGCGUCAUCAUCGACCUCAUCCGAUUCUUGGCCGUGUUCAAUGGCGAUCCUAACUCGGAAAAGACGUGGGUGUUGACUCUUCCGUUUCUCAUCCGAUAUCCGCAAUUGGCAGAUGCAGCAUUGCUCGCCAACACAAAUGCGCACAGGGCGACAAGAGGCGAGCCAGAGGUGACCAUGGAUGACGUGUGGAAGGAGCAUCACAGGUUUCGCGAGUAUACACAAGCCAAGCUCAAGGAGAUGAAUUGA